Messenger RNA from Trichobilharzia szidati, 1109 nucleotides. The record is from the annotation of a GenBank genome assembly. NCBI's taxonomy places the organism in Eukaryota, Metazoa, Platyhelminthes, Trematoda, Strigeidida, Schistosomatidae.
AUGAGGAAAAAGAAAGUAUUGGACAUCGUAUGUUGCUUACGUGGUUUAUACGAUUCCCAUGCGUACGUCAAGAUGUCCUCCGAAGACUGUGAAAAUGAACUGCUUGCUUUAGAGUCUAUUUAUGAAGACAGAUAUCAACUUGUUCAAUCUACACCAAAACGAAAAGUUAAAGUAUACUUAGAUGGACAAUCAGAUGAUUCAUUAUUAACUAAAAUUAAAUGUCAAAUUCUUUUUGAACUACCAGAUAAAUAUCCAAACAAGCCGCCAAAAUAUCAAUUACUUAAACCAGAAAAUAUUUCAGAUGAGGAUAUUGCCGAUAUUAAAAAUAUAAUCGAUGGAGUAAUUGAACGUUCGCUUGGCUAUGUUAUGCUUUUUGAUAUCUUAACAGAUGUUCAACAAAAAUUGGAUAGUAUUUGUGAAAAGAUACUAAUCCGUCAACGUAAUGAAGCUAAGGAGAAACGAAAAGCAGCCCUGCUGGAGGAAGAGGCUAAAUUUAAAGGAGAUCGUGUUACUGUUGAAUCAUUUUUAGAAUGGAACGCCAAAUUUCGUGCAGAAAUGGAAUCCUUAAAAGAGAAAAUUAUAACAGACGAUCAAACAAAUAAACGGUUAACUGGACGUGAAUUAUUUUUGAAGGAUAAUCACUAUGAUGAUUCAGAUCUUACUUUCUUAGAAACGAAUGGUGGUGAAGUUGUUGAGAUAGAUGAACGCCUGUUUAUUGAUAUUAAUGAUAUAGAAUUAAGUGAUGAUGACAUUGAUGAUGGUGGUGUUUCAACGGAAACAACAGCUUAAACGAUUGUAUCUUGUAUGUAUGUAUAAAUAAACUGACUUGCUUACUUACAAUUUGUAGUUCUUAUAUUAAUAUGAACAAGCGUUUUUAGAAAUAAACAAAAUAUGCAUAUCCAAUACAAACAGCAAUAUGUGCUGUGCUUCUCAACAUCUACAGUUCAGGGAGACGUAAAGUAACAACCGCCCACACAUUUUUAAAAGCACACAAACGUUUCCUGAUCACCACCUACCUUUAUUUACGUCACAGGAAUUCAAUAAUUGGACUCUUCACUGAUUAGAUUAUGAAGAAAUACGUAUGCUCACGUGGUGUUAAAUUUACAAGA